Messenger RNA from Phalacrocorax carbo (great cormorant), 1606 nucleotides. The record is from RefSeq and is a predicted model, not a curated record. Lineage: Eukaryota; Metazoa; Chordata; Aves; Suliformes; Phalacrocoracidae.
GAGGAGGAGGAGGAGGAAGGAGCUGGCUGGCAGCAGGGUGGAAGGCAGGGUGCCAUGAGGACCGGACACACCGGCACCCACCGCCAGCCAUGUGGGUGCUGGGGGCGCUGGGGCUGGCGCUGAGCUGCCAGGGGGCAGGCGCCUUCCUGGUGCACGUGGCCAGCUCCUGCCCGCUGGCGGCCAACGGCUCCCUGCUGGAUUUUGAGUUCACCCUCAUCUUCAACAAGAACCCGCUGGUCUGCUACGACCCCGACGCCCGGCGCUUCAACGCCUGCGACUGGGGGCUGCUCCGCGACGUCGCCGGCCUGGUGGCCUCCGCCCUCAACAACGGCACCGCCUGGGUGGAGCGCGCCGAGGCCCGGCGCCAGGCUUGCCGCGACCUGGCCCCCCACUUCUGGGCCUCCGCGGCGAUGCGGCAGACGCCGCCCCAAGUCCGCAUCACGACCGUCCCCCUCCCCAACACCCCCGACGCCGUCCUCCUCACCUGCCACAUCUGGGGCUUCUACCCCCCCGAGGUGACGGUCCUUUGGCUGCACAACGGGGACGCGGUGGCCGCUGGGGACACGGCCAAGGUGCUGCCCAACGGCGACUGGACCUACCGGACGCAGGUGACCCUGACGGUCACCCCCAAGGCUGGGGACACCUUCACGUGCUCGGUGCAGCACGCCGGCCUGGACCGACCCCUCCGGGAGCACUGGGGUCCCGGCUUGUCCCCAGGGUUGAGGGUGAAGGUGGCGGUGGCGGCAGUGGUAAUGACCCUGGGGCUCGCGGUCUUCGCUGCCGGCACCUUCAGCUACUGCCGCCAGGCUCCGGGUCCUGCUCCUGGUCCUGGAUGUGAUCCCAGUCCUGGUCCUGGUUCAUGUCCUGGUCCUGGUCCUGGAUCUGGUCCCAAUUCUGGUUCUGGUUCUAGUCCUGGUCCUGGUCCCAGUCCUGGUCCUGGAUCUGGUCCUAGUCCUGGUCCUGGUCCUGGUCCUGGUCCUGGAUCUGGUCCCAGUUCUGGUUCUGGUUCAUGUCCUGGUCCUGGAUCUGGUCCCAAUUCUGGUUCUGGUCCUGGGCCUAGUCCCAGUCCUGGGCCUGGUCCUGGAUCUGGUCCCAGUCCUGGUCCUGGUCCUGGUCCUGGUCCUGGAUCUGGUCCCAGUUCUGGUUCUGGUUCAUGUCCUGGUCCUGGAUCUGGUCCCAAUUCUGGUUCUGGUCCUGGGCCUAGUCCCAGUCCUGGUCCUGGUCCUGGUCCUGGAUAUGGUCCCAGUCCUGGUCCUGGUUCUGGUCCUGGUCCUGGAUCUGGUCCCAGUCCCGGUCCUGGUCCUGGUCCUGGAUAUGGUCCCAGUCCUGGUCCUGGAUCUGGUCCCAGUCCCGGUCCUGGUCCCCAUCCUGGUCCCUCCAUGGCCAUGUGUCACCACACAGAGACCAAACUCUGAGCUCCCAGCCCCGGGGCAGAGCCCCCCCCAUUUUGGGGGGGGACCCCCCAACUCCCUCCCAAGUAAAACCAUUUGGAUCCCCUUCCCUGAGUGCCUUUGUCCACGGUGACCACUCUCGGAUGGGUGGGGGGAGGUUCCCAGUGCUCCCAGUUUGGAGGCAGAAGGGUUACUGGGAGCGGGGGGAGGGGUUA